Amphiprion ocellaris (clown anemonefish) is the source of this 8051-nucleotide messenger RNA. It is a transcript of the gene tmem94, whose product is annotated as transmembrane protein 94. The record is from RefSeq and is a predicted model, not a curated record. The transcript has 32 exons. The coding region runs from base 498 to 4601 and encodes 1367 amino acids. NCBI's taxonomy places the organism in Eukaryota, Metazoa, Chordata, Actinopteri, Pomacentridae.
UUUUCCUUCCUCUGAGCAGAACGUUCCCCAACAUGGCUGCUGCAGAGCAGUAAAGGCUCGGAAGUCCAUCUGUAUUUCAGAGAAAAACAUAUUUUGAAAAGGAUAUCAGCAGCGACUUGAAGAAAACGAAAGACUUCUACAUGAAUGUUAUGAAGAGGGCCACUGUGCUGCAACUAGUCAACAAUCAAUCGUCGCAAAAAUAAAAAAAAACAUAUUCCAGAGUCCCCUGCCUCUCUCUGCUGGUCACUGCUGGUUUCAACGUGCUUCCUGUCACACUGGCAGAAGAGGUAGGGCAGCAGGUGUUGCCAGGUGGAGGACGAAGACUGCACCCUCCUGCCAUCUCCAACUCCCUCCUUCCAUAUCUGAGCCACCUCACCUGCAGCUUCCACGGGUGGAGGAUUGAGAACCAUCCAGCCAGGACCCUCAAGUGUGACAGGGCUCUGCCAGGUGGCGUUGGCUGGUUGAUGAGCGGAGCAUGUUGAGUGGUUGUGGUUGCCAUGGAGCUGCAGGAUAAGAAGCAGGAGGAGAAUGCUGUGCCUCUGGGCCUUUCCACUGGCCAGGCUCUGGUGAAACUACGGGAUCAGCUCAGUAGCCUGCUGGAGCAGCACCAGAGGACUUCCCGCAGACGAGCCUCAGUGCCAGAACAGUGGGUGAGUAGCUUCCUUUACCAUGGCAACCGUCACUCCUGUCUCCAUUGGCCGGGAGCUGCACUCACUCUGCUGGUGGUGCUAGGACUCUUCUGUUGCCAUGGCAGCCAGCCAAAGGGCAGUUCUGGUAUAGAGCUGAUGAACGCUGCAGCUCUCCUUCUCCUCUUCCUGCUGAAUCUGCUGCUGGUUGGACGUCAGGAAAGGCUGAAGAGAAGCGAGAUGGUGCGUCGUCUCAAAAGCAUCAUCACUCAACUCAGUGACUACUUGUCAGGGUGUGUGGGUGAAGUGCGGUGGCCUUCCUCUCUUUACCCUGACCUGUACACACCUUCGUCCCCUUCAUGGUCCCUUCAUUGGACCUAUCGUGACUCUCAGCUGCUUAACCUGCCUGUUAGCCUUCUGGUGGAAGGAGAUAUCAUUGCUCUGAGACCUGGCCAAGAGGCGUUUGCAUCACUAAGAGGUAUUAAGGAUGAUGAGCACAUUGUUUUGGAACCAGGAGAUUUAUUCCCUCCAUUCUCUCCUCCUCCUUCCCCACGGGCCAAUGAGAAGAGAGGACCCCAAAGCCCUCAGCAACACCGUCUCUUCAGAGUGGUCCGGACUCCAGUACUAGACGCUGUCAGGAACAGUUUAGAGCUGGCACUGUCUCGACCAAUCACAGUGCUCGAUAAUGAGAGGUUUACAGUGCAGUCGGUCAUCACCAAGCUAGUCUGUCCUGUUGUGCUGGUGGCAUUCCUGCUUGUAAACACCAUCCGUUAUUUUUGUGAUGCCCCCAGCCUCACCCCUGUCUGCUACAAUUUCUUUCAACUUCAGCUGAUGGGUGUUCUGCCCAUCUUGCCCUUGCUCUUCCCUGUCAUGUGGGUGCUGGUGAAUGCCUUCGGAGAGGCCAGGGUCCUUGCAGAGUUCAGCCGUGCGUCACCAGCUGGCCUGCUUGCUAAGUUCUCUGAGGACACUCUAAGCAGCUACACCGAAGUGGUUUCCUCCCAGGAGAUGCUGCGUUGUGUGUGGAGGCACCUCAUCGGCGUUCUAAAGGGAGAAUCUCAGACACUCUGCUAUACUUCAAGCCUUUUACACACCCUGGGAUCUGUCACUGUGCUAUGUUGUGUGGACAAGCAGGGUAUCUUGUCGUGGCCUAAUCCCAGUCCGGAGACUGUGCUGUUCUUUAGUGGACGAGUGGAACCCCCUCACAACAGCCAGGAUGAUCUCAGAGACGACCUGUCUGUCAACUCCUACUGCCGAAUGGAGAUGGAUGAUGAUAGGGAUGAGGCUCAGGAGGCAGAGGCUCUGCUCUGUCUACCAGCAGAGUCCUCCACCCAGCUGGCGGAAGGGCCUGAGCCCAGUGAGACGUCACAUGACACAGCUCGCUCGUCUGACACACUCAGACUUCGGAGAUCCUGCCAGCCUGCACACACUCGCGUCAAGCACCACUCUGGAUCCAAUGUGAGCUUCAGCCAUGACACUGAGGGAGGCGAGGACGACCAGACCCAGGAUUUUGUGAUGGGGUGCCCUGAAGCGGAAGCUGAUGACUUUGUGUGUGACUACCAUCUGGAAAUGCUGAGCCUCUCGCAGGACCAGCAGAACCCAGCCAGCAUCCAGUUCGAUGACCUCUCCUGGCAGUGCCACCUGCCCUCUCUCAAGCCUUUGGGCCUCAACAUCAUGCUGAACCUAUGCAAUGCCAGUGUCACUCAGCAGCUCUGCCGCUUCUCUGACCACCUGUCCAACUUAGCUUUGCAGGAGAGCCAUGGCACCGUGCUGCCCGUCUAUGUCCCCUGGGGGCUCUGCGAGCUCUCCAGGCUCAUAGGGUUCACUCCGGGUGCGAGGGAGCUGUUUAAACAGGAGAAUCACUUGGCUCUGUACCAGCUACCAUCAGGAGAGAAAACCAAGGAGUUCACCUCUCGCCGCCUGCAUUACUUCACCAAGCGCCAGCCUCCCAUCUCACACCUCAUCUCACUGUUCGUACGAGACUCUUCCUCCAAUAAUGUCCAGAUGUUGUCACAUGGUUCAGCCGAUCUUAUCCUGGAGGCCUGCACUGACUUCUGGGAUGGAACUGACAUCUACCCCCUUUCAGGUUCAGACAGAAAAAAGGUUCUGGACUUCUACCAGCGUGCCUGUCUGUCAGGUUACUGCUCAGCUUUUGCCUACAAACCGAUGCAAGUAUCUCUCUCCUGCCAACUGAAUGGGAAGUGUGUGGAGCUGGCCCCUGGCCCCUGCCUCUUCUCUGGGGUGGAGCUGCCCUCUACCACCCCCAUUAAACACAACUCAUGCAGGAACAGCUGGAGCUCAGACGAGGGUAUCGGUGAGGGCGUGGAGCGUGAGGACUGUGUUCAGGCCCUGAGCGGGCAAAUCUUCAUGGGCAUGGUGUCGUCCCAGUUCCAGGCGAGAUUGGACACAGUCCGUCUAAUUGAUGCCCUGGUCACUGCUUGCAUUCGUUUUGUUUACUUUUCCAUGGAGGACGAACUGCGCAGCAAGGUGUUUGCAGAGAAGAUGGGUUUAGAGACAGGCUGGAACUGUCACAUCUCUCUGACUCCAAAUGGAGACAGUCCCUGUGAUGGAGCACCCUCCAGCCCCAGUCAGGGAUCACUGCAUGAAGACCUGAACCAAGAUUCUCGGGAUGAAGCAGAAGGUCCACUGCUGCCAGAAGAGGAAGCCCACUCUGACCUGGCCAGUUUCCAGCCUACAGACAGCGAUGUACCCAGCUUUCUGGAGGACUGCAACAGGGCCAAAUUACCUCGUGGAAUCCACCAGGUUCGUCCUCAUUUGAAGAACAUUGAUAAUGUGCCUCUUUUGGUGCCACUCUUCACUGACUGCACCCCUGACACCAUGUGUGAGAUGAUGAAGAUAAUGCAGGAGAACAAGGAAGUGACCUGCUGUUUGGGAAGCUCUGCUAAUUUCCGCAAUAGCCGCCUGUUCUUACAGAGUGAUCUCAGCAUCGCUUUGGACCCUCUGUAUCCAUCUCAGUGUUCAUGGGAGACUUUUGGCUAUGCCACUGGAGGAGGAUUUAAUGGAGAUGCUGAGGGACUGUCUCCUCUGAGGCUGUCCGGACAGCUCAACAGUAUGGGCUGCUCCGUCACCUUCCACCAAGGAGAGAGCGUCAGCAUUGUCAAGCUCAUAGAGCAGGCACGACACACAACCUAUGGAAUUCGUAAGUGCUUCCUGUUCCUGCUGCAGUGUCAGCUCAGUCUCGUCAUCAUCCAGUUUUUAGCCUGUCUAGCCCAGCUUCCUCCUCCCUUGAAUACCACUGACAUCCUCUGGGUGUCCUGCUUCAGCUGCCCUCUGCUAAGUGUUUCACUGUUGGGGAAGCCACCUGACUGUUCAGUUAUGACCGUUGCCACAGGGAAGAACCUGGACGCGAUCCCAAGGAAGACUCAGAACUACUUCCUUGGCUGUUUCCUGUUAAAGUUUGGUGUGACAGUGUGUGCCUACCUGGUGGCCUUUGGGUUCACCCUGCAGGCGAUCUGCCCCCAAGGCACUAACUUGACCUUCACUGACAACACCUCUGUCGCCUGUAGCUGCAUAUUUACAACCAGUUCUUCAGAUGAUGCUCUUCAGUGGUUUAAUGAGCUGUCUAAUGGCCUACUGCUCACUCAGAAGGUCAUGGCAGGGUUCCUCGUCUUACACACAGUGGUGAUCUCCCUCAGCUAUGUCCACCGUUCCCAGCCUCUGUGGAGAAAGAGUCCAUUCAGCAAUACCUGGUGGUGUCUUACUGUACCUGUGGUACUGCUCAGCCAGAUUGUCCAAGCCACCGUGGAUUUUCAGUUGUGGCGCAACCAGGACAGUCUCCUGACCUUUAACCUCGGAAACAUCCCGCUGGAAGCCUGGCUGCUGGUCUCUCUCUCCCCUUUACUGGUGAUGGUGGUCAACGAAGUGGUGAAGCUACAUGAGAUUCGGGUGCGAGUUCGUUAUCAGAAGAGACAGAAGCUGCAGUUUGAAACAAAGCUGGGGAUGAACUCUCCAUUCUGAUGAAUUCCCUCUGAAGAAAUUGGUGUCUUGGCAAUAUUGCCAACUAGUUGGUCCUUCGGGAGACCAGGAAAGGGUCGUACUUUCGUACCUGCUCUUACCACCUUGGCCCAGCUGCCCUAUAGCUUUCAGAAGGAUCAAAUAUCCAGCAGAUGUUACAGUGGGGGCUCAUGUUUACACUCCUGGGUGUGUUUUCUUAAAGCUGUCAAUGAGCUAUGUGAAGGGCGGGAUAAAGGAAGAUUCCAAAGCAUUAAUUUCCACUAAAAAGAAAAAGCCAAAAUAGGUAACUAUUUGUCAACUGGUUUUAGUUAGAUUUUUUGGCAUGAGGAAUGUUCUCUAAACAGAUUAAUUACUUCCUCGCUCAUCACUGCAGUUCUUCAUCACUGAGAAAAUUUUGCAUGGUUUCUCUCAUCUCCAGGAUUUCCCCAUGUACCAAACAGUCCACCAAAUAGUGCUUCAUUUUCAAACUUAUUUUGAUGUGAAGUUGAUUUUAAUUUUAUCCACUGACAUGCAUUGAAUUGUGGCAUAUAAUUUUAGCAGUCCAACAUUGAUUCAUUUGAACAUAAUGUCAAUGUGUCUUCUUUAAAUGGAAACACAGGACUGAAAAGGAACGACAGUGUGUAACUAUGGAACUCCAAAGUGUGCAAUAAUCAUGACAUAAAUCAUUAUUUGAAUAAAUGUGUAAAAACAGCAGUAAUUUGUGAAUUUAAGAAGUUAUUUAAAUAUCUUGCUGUUAUUACACAUUUGAAAAACUGCUUUUACAUUUUGUCUUUUAAUGACAGUAGUGUCUUCACUGUCUGCUCACCUUUCAGACAGUAGCACGCUGCUUCUUUCAUUUGCAGGCUAUCGCAGUUAGUCAGUGAACUCCUUUUCCUGUUCCUUAAACAGAAAAAAGCUGUAUAUGCUACCUACCUAGCUAGGCAGGGUUCUGAGCUAAGCUCAUUACUGUAGUAUAAAAAUGGAGAAAUAGUUUUACCAGCAAUCAGUAACAUAAGUCACAGUUACCUUGGCUGUGUGUUGAUUAUAAAGAAAUAAAUAGUUGGCUGACUGACAAUUAUUUGCUCUAGCUAACAGGAAAUCUGGCAGUAGUUGUUGUAAGGAAGGAAGGGGUCGAAAGGUGAGAAAGUGAAAGUGCCAUUAUAAAAGGUGUAAAAGGUAAUGUUAUGCGAUAAACUUGACAUGUAAUCUUUUAUUUUCUAAUGUCUCUUUUCAUCUGAUAUUGCGCUUUUUGCGGUUCCAUAUGUAACACAGGAUAGGGUGUUACUACUACCUCUAAAAAAAAUGUGACAAGCUUUUUUGUUCCUUUCUGUAAUUCAGCCACAUUUUAAUCUGCUAGCCUGCAAGACAAUGCUCUCCAUUAUUUUAUUGUAUUUUGCAAUAAAUGUCCUUUACUGUAACUUUAUUCCUGAGCUAAGCUGGGAUUACGUCUGCUGCACUACAAAAAGGAAUGAAGGAUUGAAUUGCAUCGUUUUAUGCGCAUGUAUCUACAGUCAUCUUGCAAGCCCUUUCCUAAGUGAUGGGCUUACUCAUCACUUAGGAAGAAACAUGCUCCUUUGGGUUUGCUAACAUACCAGGAUCUUAUGAAAGGUGCUUUAUGUCAUUCAGUUGCCUUCUGUCUUAGCCUUUCUGCUUUUUUCAUCUGUCAAAACCUCAACAGAUUGUAGCUCAGGAUACUGUUUUAAGUAGAAAAGACUGAAUAGCUAAGUGGAGUUCUUCAACAUAUUUGUUAAGAUUACCCCAGAAUUCAUAUUUGACCUGCUUGGCUGACCAACCUGUCAUCGAUAUUUCACUCCUAAAACUCUUCAGGUGUCUGAGCUAAUGUGCAGGCGUCUAUACAUUUGGUUUCAAACCUGUGGAUUAAUGGUUUGUGUGCAGCAUCAGCAGCAGACGUCUGUGUCAUUGAUGAUCAGUCAGACCAGCCUUUAGUGUGGUGCUGUCAUUAUUUCAGAUGAAUGUUUUUUUUAAAGAUUGCAACUAUAUACUGGGAGUGCAUUGUUUCAGAACUAAAUACCAACUUUUUCACAUCAGUAUGGAACAACAAAAGUCAUUCUUGUCAGGGCUAUACUAACCAGCUAGGAGGCCCAGAGCCCCUAAGCAGUCAGCUUCACAAAUUAUUUCCCAGAAGACAUAUUACACCCAGAUAUAUAUCUAUAUUUUGACAUAGAGUUAUAUAUUCUGUAAUAGAGGGAAAUAUUUUCUUUUUUAUCAUUUGAAUUAAUUCAGAAAGCCAGUGACAUUUACAUAUUACAUGUCACAAGUUUUCCUGAUUUUUUCAAAUGUUCUUUACUGUAAGAAGCAGUUGUGACAGGAUUUAUGGACAUUCCCCAUCCCUUUUUCUAAACAGAUUUGCAGGCAAUAAGAUGAACACCAACUGACAGACGAUAAACCUGGGGCUUUUGUAGCCCCUCAAAUUCUAAGGCGUGUUGGUAAUCCAGUCUUAUUUCCUGUCCGCUUGCUGCGUAUCCUAAGCUAAAGUUUGAUCAAUCAUAGCAUCUGGGUUCCACAUCAGGGCUGUAGCUACCGUUCAUGACAUUGAGGUCAUGUCGUUUAUCUGGGAAUUUGGAGGUUUUACCGUUUUUUGGUUUUUUUGUCCUGUUUUUAUUCACUGACUUGCAGGGGAUAUUUUACACACUGAGUUCACAGACAUUGUAUUAAAAGCUCACUGAUUUUAGGCCAACAAUAAAUUUUAAAAAGAAAUCAUUUCCUCACCAGUUUCUUGUGAUGUGGAGAAGGCCUUAAAACUAAAUGUAAAUACAUUUUUUGUGUGUGCGUCAGUGGUGGGGGGGUUGAUUCAUGACCUCAGUAUUUAAAACCUGGCUGCAGCCCUGCUUUCUUUUUACAUAUGUGCCUGUCUGUAGUUGUUCCAUAGCUAAAAAUGCUCCUUCAGGUUCCACAUUUAAGGUGGGAGGUGUAUGUGAGUAGGUACAAGUAAAGACGUGCAGAAGCGCAAUCUUAUUCACUGGUUUUAUCGCACUAAAGUAGUAGUGGUCACUUGUGGAUGGACAAAAUAGUCGGCAUGAAACUACUGAGAAUGGAUUUAUGACAAUACAAUGCAACAAGAAAUUAUACAUGACUGCAUUUUUUUGGUCUGCCCUAUUUUAUACUUUCCUCUUUUCUAUCAUGACAAAUGUAUAGACUAUGCUGCAUGAAUAAGAUCCUGUGAAUGCUCUGUCUUGAUCAAUGUACGCAUUCUUUAUAGUUCUACUUUUCUGUUCACAGCACAAAUGAACUCAGUCAGCAUGGACUUCAUACUGUGUGUUAGCAGGCCUCUGGUUGAGUAGAUAUCAAGCACAUGCUUGGAGCCGAAGGUUAGGGGUGUGGGCUGAUGGACAAUGGUAUAGUUGUUCACAAGACACACAGAUGGAUAUUUUGUAUUUUUUAAAGUAUGUUCAAACUUUUGACAGAUUUGUGUAUUGAUUGUCAUGUAAUAAAUAUGUUCUUUUAUUUAUACAA